Molecule: messenger RNA, 4739 nt
Organism: Nyctereutes procyonoides (raccoon dog)
Lineage: Eukaryota; Metazoa; Chordata; Mammalia; Carnivora; Canidae
Gene: ARHGAP11A
Product: Rho GTPase activating protein 11A
Exons: 12
Coding region: 738-3803 (1021 amino acids)
Biological process (GO): signal transduction
Source: RefSeq, a predicted model, not a curated record
AGCCUGGGCUGCGAGCGAGGGUGGGACGGUCGCGGCUCCCCGGGCGGCCGAGGCGGCGGAGGCGCAGGCAUGAGGACGGCUGCGUGGCUUCAGUGAGCGCACCGGGAUGUGCAGGCCGGGGGCCGCUGGCGGGCUGAUGGGGGAGGGAAGGAGCAGCCUGUGAAACGGGGUGACGGCGGCGACCAGCCCGGGCGGGGACCGGGACUGGAAAAGGCGUGUGAGCAGCCGGCUGGUCCGGCGGCUGGGUCAGGGCUGGGGGCACCGGGACUUGAGAGACGAACGCCCGGCUCAGCCUGCCGAGGCGGGAGGGGGCGCCUUUACCGGUGCGGAGGGACGAAAGGGAAAGUGAGGUUUGGAGGAAACGGGAUCUUGGAAAGUGGCCGGAAGUGGAGAGAAGCUGGUAAGAGGCGUCGGUGCAAGGAACCCAAGAGAGAAGGGGGGUCUGUGUAAGUGGCCGAGAGGAUCAGGUGACAAGAAAGAAGGUCCGUGUAAGUGAAGGGAAGGUGCGCUGUGGCUGGGUCAGCGGGGAAGCGGAGAAGGUCGGCGGAAGUGGGCAGAGAACCGAGGGGAAAGCCGUGGAAGUGGCUGGGCUCCGGGGCCGGAACUGUGCCAGGCUUGGCCGGAAGGCCGCGGAGCAGAGCGCAAACCUGAGAGUGUUUGGAAAUUGGAAGACCUGGUGGCGAACCGGGGUCGGGACUCAGAUCCUGCCUCGGAGAGCGGGCGACGACGUGUCCGCGAUGUGGGAUCGGAGGCUGGUAAGGCUGGCCUUGUUGCAGCAGCUUCGGGCCGUCCAUGGUAUUAAGGUCAAGAGUGGCCGUGGGCAGUGCGAUCGCAGGAUACCUGAGACAGCAGCCACCGAAACAGUGGGUAAAAUAUUUGGAGUACCUUUUAAUGCAUUGCCCCAUUCUGUUGUACCAGAAUAUGGACACAUUCCAAGUUUUCUUGUUGAUGCUUGCACAUCUUUAGAAAAGCAUAUUCAUACAGAAGGGCUUUUUAGGAAGUCAGGAUCUGUUAUUCGUCUAAGAGCCCUAAAGAAUAAACUGGAUCAUGGUGAAAGUUGCCUGUCAUCUGCACCUCCUUGUGAUGUUGCAGGACUUCUUAAGCAGUUUUUUAGGGAGUUGCCAGAGCCCAUUCUUCCAGCUGAUUUGCAUGAAGCACUUUUCAAAGCUCAACAGUUAGGAACAGAGGAGAAGAAUAAAGCUACAAUAUUGCUCUCCUGUCUUAUGGCUGACCACACAAUUGAUGUAUUAAGAUACUUCUUUAACUUUCUCAGGAAUGUUUCCCUUAGGUCCAGUGAGAAUAAGAUGGAUAGUAGCAAUCUUGCAGUAAUAUUUGCACCAAACCUCCUUCAGACAAGUGAAGGACAUGAAAAGAUGUCUGCUAACACAGAAAAAAAGCUACGAUUACAGGUUGCAGUGGUGCAGACUCUUAUUGAUUAUGCAUCAGAUAUUGGGCAUGUUCCAGAUUUUAUCCAGGAAAAGAUACCAGUUAUGUUGGGUCUUGAUGGUCUCUGUGCUACUCCAUCAUUAGAAGGCUGUGAAGAAGGUGAAUGUGAAUCUCCUGGUGAGUGUAAGAGAAAGCGAAGACAAAGUGUAGGAGAUUUUGUUAGUGGAGCAUUAAGUAAACUUAAAUCUAACAGAACACCCUCUGUUACACCUCAACAGGAAAAAAAUGCCCAGCUAUCCAUAUCACCCACAAUUCUUACACCAAAUGCUAAGCGUAAACUGCCAGUGGAUUCUUCUCAUGGUUUCUCAAGUAAGAAGAGGAAGUCCAUCAAGCACAAUUUUAACUUUGAGUUCUUGCCAGCUAAUCUUUUCAGUAGCAGUUCUACGCCAGUAUCAGUUCCCUUUGAUACAAGCCCAGAAGGGUCAUCUCAGAAUUCACUCUCUCCUGUUGCCAUCAGUGGAAACCAUUUGAUCAGCACAGGUGUGCUAAGGCGAAGUAAGAGGAUUGCAAGCAAAAAAGUUUGCAGGGUGGAAUCAGGAAAAGCAGGCUGCUUCUCUCCCAAGAUCAGUCGUAAAGAAAAGGUCCGAAGAUCUCUUCGUUUGAAGUUUAGUCUGGGGAAAAGUAGCAAAGAGAUAAAUGGGUGUUCUGGUGUUGACAGAUAUGAAAAUGUUGGUCGACGACUUGCAAAUCAACAAAGUUUAAAAAAUAGAAUUGAGUCUGUAAAAACAGGUCUGCUUUUUAGCCCAGAUAUUGAUGAAAGAUUAACAAAGAAAGGUUCAAAAAAGAUCAGUAAGUCUGAGGAAAACUUACUAACUCCAGAGCAUCUAGAUGGAACAAGUUACCGGAUGUCUUGGACAGGACCUAGUAAUUCUAGUUUUCAAGAAAUAGCUACAAAUGAAGCCUCUCCACUCAAGGGAAAUCUUAAGGUGGAAAGCGCUUCUUUGGAGCCUGAUACUCCAGUUGAAAAGUCCUCUCUUGGUUCAUAUGAACUCACCCCUUCUACUCUACACGAUAAGCAUAACAUCAACGUAACUAGAAGCUCUUUUAGUGGGGAUGAAAAUAACUUGACCACAGAGACUUUGGUGAAAAUUCAGAGAGCAUUUUCUGAAUCUGGAAGUAAUUUCCAUGAAUUGAUAAAUCACAGGCAGUCAUCAGUAACUAAUUUGGGGAAAGUAAAGCUAAAUGAAACACCUUCUAUAGAAUAUAGCCCAGAAAAAAAUCUAUUUGAAACUAAUGAUUUGACUGUGAUAGAAUCGAAUGAACAUCAAACUAGUACAGAUGAAAAUAGUUUGUCAGAACAAGACAUCUCACUACAUCAAACUCAAAAAUUGGAUAGAGAAACAACUAUAACAUGUUAUUCAACUCAUAUGAAGAUUGAACAUGAGAAAAGCACCCAUUCCAAUAUACCUAGAGAUAAUUCAGUCCAGCCAGAAUUGCCUAGUGAUGAACACAUAAAGAAUCAGCAGUCCACAAGGGAUAAACUAAAUACUCAAUUAAAGGAGAACGAGAAUAUGAUUGAGGAGAACUUACUAGAAUGUGCAGCUUCUAGGGAGGUUGCAGCUGACACCUGUUCCUCAGAGCAGAUUACAUGUAAUAUAACAAAUUUGCCCAAACCGAGGCCAGUGCGAAUCGUUAAGCAGCAGUCACUGGUGGAAACCUGCCAUACAACUAUCUCUGAAAGCUCACAAAUGACAGAGCAUGGGAAGGUGUCAGACCACAUACAAUGGUUUAAUAAGCUUUCUCUCAAUGAAUCAAAUAGAACCAAAGUUAGAUCACCUCUUAAGUUUCAGCGUACACCUGUCCGUCAGUCUGUCAGAAGGAUUAACUCCUUGUUGGAGUACAGCAGGCAACCUGUAAGGCACAAAUUGGCAAGUCUUGGUGAUGCUGCUUCUCCUCUGGUUAAGUCAGUGAGCUGUGACAGUGCUCUUUCCUCUGGUGUAGGGAGUACAUCAAAAGAUUACUUGAUUUCAUAUACUAAAUCAGGUCCUAAAGAACAGAAAUUUACAGCAUGUGAACAGCCAGAUGUUGAUGCAAUUUCAAGAUCAGGCAUGGAGUCAACUUCCCAAUCUUUCUCAAAAAUGAAGAGACACCCUGACUCCAUGAAGGCUUCUCGCGGGUCUACCAGAGUUUGUAAACAGGAAGUGAUAUCCGAUGGCCAAAUUAAGAUUCCCUUGGAUGACCUGACCAAUCAUGACAUAUUAAAAUCUGUUGUAAAUAAUAAUACGGGCUUUUCUCCUGGGAUAAAUCGAGUCCUUAAGAAGCCGUCAGAAAAAGAGAGGGUCUGGUAUAAAGGUUCUCCGAAAAAUCCUUUUGGAAAAGCUCAGCUACUACCAACCAGUAAACCUGUAGACUUGUAAUUGGUAGAUGUUAAUAUUUGUUAAUGUAAAUAAAAUUAGUAGUUGGCAAUGGGCCUGGCAGGAUAAUCUGCAUGUUAGUUUGUUAGCUCAGGAAGAUUAAGUGAUAGAUUUUAAUUUAACUGCACAAGCAACUUGAAUUCUUAGACGCUUGUAUAAAUGACUUUUGUUUUUCUUAAUUAUGGCAGUAUUUAAACUUGUUAAUUGUAUCAUGAUCUCUUAAAGCAGAGGUUACACUUUGCCUUUUGAAAGAAAUUGUUGGCUUGGUUUGUGAGAAAUUAAUUUUUGAAAAUUGUAUGAAUUUUGUAUUAAGUGUGAUCGGAAGAAUGAAAUGAGUUGUCCCUAUUUCCUGUUAUUCCUCCUAAGUCAGAGAAGGGCUCUAUAAGAUAUUUCUAACAUGUAAAGGGAAGAGAUAAGCCUGACAAAUCUUAUUUCUUGAAUUACAUUGAUAUUUGUGGAUUUUGCCAAAAUCCCUAGAAAUUGACUAGUUUCAAUAGCAUCUUAAUCCUGUACUCCUAUUUGGGGCAGAGUAAUUAGGUUUAUAUUGUCUGUAGUUGUGUACAGUGUGUCCACUUGGACUAAGAAUUAACGGCUAAAGCAGAAUAAUGACCUGAGUGUGCUCUUAGAGAAUAAUGCUGCAGAAAUAAAUGACUUUUGAGCCAUACUAUGUUUUUAAAGUAAAUUUGCACAAUACAUUUGUAGCUGUUUUGUCCGACAAAGAAUUUAAAAUUAUUUAAGGAGGAAUAAUGAAGUUUGGAAAUUUUUAAUCAAGGUGAUUUCUUAUAUGCACAUGCUUGAUUUUAUAAUUUAAAAUAGUUGAUGUAUCUCUACAUUUACUUUGUUUCUUAACUUUUGAUUCUUAUAAAAGCCUAUGAUGGUUUUGUCUGGUGUGUAAAUGUUAUUUAUUUAGCAUAGACAUUAAAGGUAACUUGGAAAAUG